AUGUUGGCCACAGCAAUAGUCGAAGCACCGACUCUACUGAGCUCUCUUUCAGACCGGUUCGUGCUAACCAGGUCUCGAAUCUCCCUACCAAGGCCUGUUCCACCAGCCGCCAGAGUUGAAGCCGACGAGACCCAGCAUGGCAUUCUACGCACAUGUCCCGAUCCAACUAGUUCAAAAGCGGAAGAUAUAAUGAACAUCGUUGAGGCAUAUGGCUCUCACGAACGCACGUCUGCAAUAGGAGAAUGGCUCGGCCGCGCUUCUUUCACCCCACGGGUGCAAACACAUGUCACAGCCAAUCGGGCAAUCCCCAUGGUCCUACCUGCUUUUCCGAUGAAAAGUAACAAUCGAAUGGACAAAGUGCUAGGCCCGCUUCCGGACUUGGGUGAAGAGCUUGGAUUGGCCAGAUUGGUCAAUCUUUGUCGAGAUAUCAAGGCUGUGUACCCGCCUGGUGCGAUUGUAGUUAUUGUCACGGAUGGAAUUUGCUAUAAUGAUCUGACUGGUAUCCCUGAUGAAGAAGUCUGGGAAUAUGGGAAUCGACUGCGGAAGAUCGCGGUUGAAAAAGGAUAUGCUUGUAUCCAAUUCCACCGCAUUAUGAAUAUGCUAGGUCUUUAUACUGGGAUAUCUAUCUCCAAGGAUGAAUAUGUGAAGCUCUGUGAUAUCUCGAGGGCUGAGAUUCAUCGGAGGUGCGGAUGGCCUGGGUUUGAUGUCGAUAGGUUGUUGAAGACCGAUGAGGAUUAUCUGCGAACAUAUAAUGGAUAUGACAAGUUUAUGAAAGUUGAUCUAAAAUUCAGCCCGGUGACCAGGGAUUGCGCCGGUCCGAAACAGUAUAAAAAGAAGAUAAAAUUGAUCGCAAAGGCGAUGAUAGUGCGCGGUGUGGAGUACGCCGAGCUUGUGCGUCAAAUCUAUCCUGACUCACUACGACUCUCUAUCCAUCCCUCAUCGGGACAGACGAAGUUAUCUUGCCCGCUCAUACCUCAGCAAGACUCAUUCUCAAUGAGCCCAUGGCACUGUAGUGUUGCAGUGCUUGCAAACGGCAAGUUCAUCACAGCGCACAAGUCAUUGCAUCGACAGAAGUUUGAACUUGUCGAGAAAAACGGCCAGCCAUAUUUCUUCCGUGAGAGCUCAUCGCUCUUCAAAUGGGAAGCCAAUGUGGAGUUUGAACAUCAUUAUGGGCAGAACUUGGUUAUCCGAGGCGAGAAGGGUAGAGGAGAGUUCUCUGACUCUGACUUGGAAAAACUGGCGGUUUUGGCGAUGCAGCACAACAGUGUGACGUUCAUAUCAUGUUGA
Penicillium brevicompactum is the source of this 1287-nucleotide messenger RNA. Its product is annotated as isocyanide synthase family protein. The transcript is spliced from 4 exons. The record is from RefSeq and is a predicted model, not a curated record. The coding region runs from base 1 to 1287 and encodes 428 amino acids. NCBI's taxonomy places the organism in Eukaryota, Fungi, Ascomycota, Eurotiomycetes, Eurotiales, Aspergillaceae.